Messenger RNA from Aureobasidium uvarum, 936 nucleotides. NCBI's taxonomy places the organism in Eukaryota, Fungi, Ascomycota, Dothideomycetes, Dothideales, Saccotheciaceae. The record is from the annotation of a GenBank genome assembly.
AAUGGUAUGCCAGCAUUCCUCGCGCCUCACAAGUCCGGCGUGCAUCGUGUGACAGCAAUCGCUCUCUACCGCGCCCUCUUGACAAAAUGUCGAGUUGCACCACCACCCCUUGAAGCCUCUGCCUUGAGAGCUGUCGUCAAGAACAGCUUUGCAAGGAAUAGACAUGUAACGAGUCAAAACACCUUACGGGUCAGCUUUGCCGGUGGCUACGAAGUAUGUCUUGCUCUUGGGUAUUUCAGACUUGUCAGUUCUGACACUCAUGUUCACAAUAGGNCACUGCAUCAUUUAGACGCCUCAAUCGCCGGCAACAAACCCAGCACCUCGUACCUCACAACCUUGCUAUCACGCCUCCCCAAAUCUCUCAAGACGACUGGCNCCUUCAAACCCCGCUCCUCCUCCACCUCCAGCAGCCAAACCCGCCGCACCGNNCAAGGAACAGCACUAUCCCUGCACCCGCGACCAGCCUUCUCCCUACCCUCCCGCCGCCGCAUCCCCACCCUCGUCUCGGCCAACAAAAUCCCCUUCCUGCGCUUCACAAAACCCCAACCCGCCGCGCUAUCCCACUACCUCAAAUCCCGCAUCCUCGCCCGUCAACAACGCCUAGACCGCAAAUCCGCUCUGGAAGCACAGAUGGAGAUUGCAAGGGGUGAAGACGAGUGGGAUCGUAUUCUGCUGGCACAAGGAAUAGAAGAUGAAGGGGGUGGUGUGAGGAAUGGCAAGGUUUUGUGGACAAGGGAGGUUUAUGAGGCUUUGCGGUAUACGCUUGGCGUUAUUGAGGCUGAGGGAGUGAAGAACAAGGAGAUGGCCGAGAAGAUGGUUGCUAUCAUCGAUAAAGAGAAAGAGUUGGCCGAGGUUGAGAGGAAGGAGAGGAAGAGGUUGAAGAAUGAGGAGAGGAGGAAGAGGAAGGCUGAAGGUAAUGGAGACAGCAAGGUAUAA